Papaver somniferum (opium poppy) is the source of this 783-nucleotide messenger RNA. RefSeq lists its product as uncharacterized. The record is from RefSeq and is a predicted model, not a curated record. The coding region runs from base 1 to 783 and encodes 260 amino acids. Lineage: Eukaryota; Viridiplantae; Streptophyta; Magnoliopsida; Ranunculales; Papaveraceae. The transcript has a single exon.
AUGAAAUUAGAUGGUUCAAAUUAUCUUUUAUGGCGUGAUCAAUUUGAGAGAGUUCUUGUUUCAACGGAUUUGUAUGGUUAUGUUAAUGGUGAAAUCAUGGAACCUCCUAGAAGAAUUAUAGUUAAUGGGGUUGAGGUAGAUAAUGCUAAUUGGGUUUCUUGGAGACGAUUAGAUAGAUUUGUCUCAACCUUCCUUAAAGCCACAUUUACUUCUACUGUUAGCGGUGAUAUUCUUGGUCUUACUACGACAAAGGAUAUUUGGGAUUAUCUUGAAACUAGUUUUAGAACUCAAUUUCGUGCAAAGAAAAAUUUGUUGAGGACACAAUUGAAUGGAAUUAAAAAGGGAAAUCAAUCUAUUAUUGAUCAUCUUAAGAAGAUUAAAACAAUAGCUGACUCUUUAGCAGCAAUUGGUGAAAAAGUGAGUGGUGAGGAUGUAAUAAUGUUCUUACUAAAUGGAUUGGGUAGUGAAUAUGAUGUUUUUGUGGUUUCUUCUCAAAAUAGAGAGACUCCAUAUACUUUUGGAGAAAUUAAAGCUAGAUUACUAUCUCAUGAGAAAUUUCUCUCUGAGAGGCAACAUCAAAGUACAAAAUUGUAUGAUGAACAGACUGUUACUGCUUUUUAUGGGAGAAAUGGUUCCACUGGUUAUAAUAACAAUAGAAAAAAUGGUGGAUAUAAUAAGAAUGACAAUGGUGGAUCAUAUAAGAACAUCCAAUAUCAACAAGGGUCUAUCUCUAAUAGCUCAAAUGGUCAGUCACUGAAUGAAUCAACUUCAAAUAAUGAUUGA